Molecule: messenger RNA, 1097 nt
Organism: Gadus morhua (Atlantic cod)
Lineage: Eukaryota; Metazoa; Chordata; Actinopteri; Gadiformes; Gadidae
Gene: tcima
Product: transcriptional and immune response regulator a
Exons: 1
Coding region: 149-454 (101 amino acids)
Biological process (GO): negative regulation of Notch signaling pathway; endothelial cell activation involved in immune response
Cellular component (GO): cytosol; nucleus
Molecular function (GO): Notch binding
Source: RefSeq, a predicted model, not a curated record
CGCUCGAGAGCUCCUCACUACUCAACCCUUCCACGCUUACAGAGGAGGUCCUCUCGAGACCAGCUCUCCCUCUCGAGCUCCAUCUCUCUCUCGCUCUCUCUCACUCUCUCACACACACCGGACCAACGGAGACUAUCGGACUACCAGCAUGUCUCUGUCCUACGUGUCCUCCGAAUCCCGGCGCGUGAGCCCGUCGGUGCACGGCAACAAGUUCGACACGGCGCACCGCAAGCGCGGCGCGGCCAACAUCUUCGAGCACGUGAACCAGGACGCGCUGAUGAAGCUGUUCCAGAAGACGGGCGACAUGAAGGCGGAGGAGCGCGUGAGAAGCAUUUUCUGCUUCACGCAGGACCCGGACGAGACGGCCCGCGCGCUCAUGGCCCUGAAGCAGCGCAAGAAGGACAAGUUCCUGCAGAUCGUGGGGCUCGUGCGGCAGUUCCUCAAGCUGCGUUGACCUCGGGACGUUUCGGCUCCGGAUGAGCCGAAGAAGUGAACCGUUGGAGACGCACUCGAGCACGAACACGAGAUGCGAGAUGCUGCAGAACUACCCGCCGACCGGACCGGUAACGUCGCAUCGACGUAUAGGGGUCGAGGCCAGCGGGUCGGAGAGGAACAAUGUGACGUGAAUGUGAAGGUUGCUAUGGAGACGCGAUCCGCGCGGACAGGUCGGCCAGAGGAAACGGCCUUUUUACGCAUUGAUGGAUGAAGUAUAAAUAAUCUGAAAAGACAAAUGACAUUGGGGGAUAAACGGCUCGAGGGCUGCCCACUUCGCCAUAGCCCCCCUCCCGGGGAGGGCUCUGAGACUUUACGCAUCGAUGAGGAUGCUCAUGAAGUGCACGUGGUGGUGAUGAUGAUGAUGAUGAUGAUGAUGCAGGUGCACGAGCAGUAUGCACCGCUGCAGCAGGAGGAAGACUCCGCCUGUAGAAAUGACUCUCCACCAAAGCCCCCCCCCCCCCCCCCCCACACCAGCCUUGUUUUGUCACGUCCACCAUGACGUCAUGGGCGGUGGCCACCUUACUGAAUGUCUGUUGCUGUGGCAACACAGGCAGCAUGCACUGUCCUUGUCUGUGAUUUCUAAUAAAUUAUUAUCAAAUGAA